CGCCGCGCGGCUGAGCGGGAACUUGCGUAACGCGCGGCGGCCGCGUCGCUGCUGCGCUUCCUUCCUCCUUCCCUCCGCCUUCCCCUCCGCAGGCGCCGGGCCAGGGCCGCCGGCCGGCCGGGAAGGCGCGUUCUGCCGCCACAGAGGCCGGGCGCGGUCCCCGCCGCCGCGGCGGCGCCAUGAUGAGGCGGACGAAGCCCGAGGUGGAGCGCUACGUCGCCUCCUUGCAGGCCGCGGCGCCGUCGCCCAGAGAGAAAUCGAUGAAAGGAUUCCUCUUUGCUAAGCUGUAUUUUGAAAUUAAAGAAUAUGAACUUGCUAAAAGAUACAUAUCUACAUACCUCAAUGUACAAGAGAGAGAUCCCAAAGCACACAGAUUUCUUGGACAAAUUUAUGAAGCUGAGGAUAACAUAGAAAAAGCUUUUGGGUGUUACAAGCGUUCUGUGGAGUUGAACCCAACACAGAAGGAUCUUGUACUGAAGAUUGCAGAGUUACUAUGCAAUAAUGACAUUACCGAUGGAAGAGCAAAAUAUUGGGUUGACAGAGCUGCUAAGCUCUUUCCUGGGAGCCCUGCUAUUUACAGGUUGAAGGAGCAGUUGCUGGAUUGUAAAGGUGAAGAUGGGUGGAAUCAGCUUUUUGACUUGAUUCAAGCAGAACUUUAUGCAAGACCAGAUGAUGUCUACAUAAACAUCAGACUAGUUGCGCUCUAUCGUUCAAAUAACAGAUUAAAGGAUGCUGUGCUUCACUGUCAGGAGGCAGAGAAGAGAAUACCUUUGCAGUCAAGCUUGGAAUGGUGUUCCUGUGUUGUAGAGACAUUUGAGGAAUAUCUGGAAUCUUUACAAGACUUGGAGUAUGAUAAAAAUAACUGGAGAACUAUCAAGAAAGAUCAUCUGCUGGCCUAUUCCAGCUUUGUCAAACUGACACUUUCUUCUAGAGAUGUUCAGGAAUGCAGAGAGGCACUUGAAAGCUUUGAUCGUGCACUUCAGUCAGUAAAACCAUAUGUGAGUGCGGCUGACGAGUUGUCUCGUACCUAUGUGGAAAUGAAAGGACAGCUGUACAUGCAUGCUGGAGCUUUGCUGCUGAAAAUGGCCCAAGACAAUGAGACACAGUGGAGAGCUAUGUGUGAACUGGCAGCAUUGUGUUAUCUCCUGAGUUUUCAGGUUCCUAAACCAAAGUCAAAACUCAUAAAGGGGGAUCAAACUGGACAAGAUAUGCUAGAAAUGUUGGCCUGUGAUCGAAAAAGCCAGUCUGGUCAUAUGCUGCUGAAUUUAAGUCAUGGCAAGCAAGACUUCUUUAAAGAGAUUGUGGAAUCAUUUGCAAACAAGAGCGGCUCAUUUGCAUUGUUUGAUAGUCUGUUUGAGAGUGGAGCUUCUAGAGAGAGGUCUUUUAUUGGCACAGAUGAUAUUGGAAAUGUCAGCACACAAGCACCGGUGCAAAUAGAACUCCACAAGUAUGAUAUUGGUGCCAUUCGGUUGCACAGUGGCAGUCUCCAGCACCUCGUGUGGCUUGGCUUGCAGUGGAACUCUAUGUCAGUCUUGCCCCCCAUGCGCAAAUGGUUAAAACAGCUUUUUCACUUGCCCCAAGAAACAUCAAGACUUGAGACAGAUGCUCCUGAAUCUAUUUGCCUAUUAGACCUUGAAGUAUUCCUAAUUGGAGUGAUAUUCACUAGCAACUUACAACUGCAAGAGAAGUUUAAUUCUCAGUACAGUGCACAUCAGCCUCAAUUCUUACCAUUGCCAAUAUGCAAACAACUCUACACUGAGAAGCAAAGAUCCUGGUGGGAUGCUGUUCGUACUCUUCUUCAGAGAAAAUCAGUACCAGGAACAGCAGCAAAGCUGAGGCUUAUUGUACAGCAUGGCAUAAGUACUCUGCGAACACUGGACAAGCAUGGCCUUCAACCUGCCUUAAUCAUACACUGGGCAAAAAGCUUGCAGAAAACAGGAAUUAACCUUAACUCCUUCUAUGACCAGAAGGAAUAUAUUGGACGAAGUGUCUAUUACUGGAAGAAAGUUCUGCCUAUGCUGGAAACUAUCAAAAAGAAGAGGAGUAUUUCUGAACCUACUGAUCCUUUCUUCAAACACUUCCAUAGUGUAGACAUUCAGGUCUUUCAGGUUACAGGAUAUGAAGAAGAGGCACAGAUAGCAUUUGCUAUGUUGGAUGCAGUUGAUGGCAAAACUGAUGAUGCUUUAAUAGCAUUUGAAGCUAUUGAGAAUGUGGUGUCAUACUGGAAUCUUGCCAUGAUUUUCCAAAGAAAAGCAGAAGAGAUAGAAAAUGAUGUCAUGCUGCCAGAAGAACAGGAGGAGCGUAAAACUUACCUUCUUAAAGCCAAGUAUUAUCUAAUGAAAAUUAUUGCAGAAAGCUCCUCAGAUAUGUCAGUUACUGAGAAAUUGCCAGUGUCUCUUGAAACUGUGAGAGAAGUGUUAGAUUCAGUGAUCCAGGAACUUGGUGAGAACUGCGAAGAGGGAAGUCUUGCCUUCAGAAACGGUCUGUCCCGAACCGUAGAUUCAGCAAUGAAACAUUCCACUCCGUCACCAACCAAGUUCUCUUUUUCCCCAACUAAGACCUACAAGUUCUCUCCAAAAACUCCCCCUCAGUGGGCAGAAGACCAUAAAUCUAUACUUCAAAUGAUUUGUCAGCAAGUGGAGGCUUUAAAGAAUGAAAUGCAAGAAAUGAAACUUAAUAAUUCCAACACAAAUGCAUCUCAUCGGUGGCCUGCUGAAAACUAUGGAACUGAUGCAAUACCAGAUAGUUAUCAGAGAGCACAAAAUCUUCAUGAAGCUCCCUUAACAGUUGCUACCACUGGCCCAUCUGUGUUCUACAGCCAGUCACCUGCCUAUAACUCUCAGUAUCUUCUGGGAACUGCUGCAACCAAUGUAACACCAGCAAAGCCUCCUGUCUAUGGCAUGAACCGACUUACACCUCAGCCACACAUAUAUUCCUAUCAACCACCACCCAUGCAUACGCCACCUCUGCAGAACACUUCUGGUUGUAUGUUUUCCCAAGAAAUGUAUGGUCCACCUCUGCGUUUUGAUUCUCCUGGUACUACGCUCAUUUCUCCUCGUACUGCUGAUGACUAUUACAACUACAGUGUUCCACAGGCAAGCACCAAUCCAACACUGCCUAAACCGGGGUAUUUCACCAACCGUUCAGUCACGCCACCCACCUUAAAGCCUGCAGAACCAAAAGCAAUGCCUAAAUUUGGACAGCCGGGAACAGCAGAAGGAUCAAAACCACCUCUGUCAACACCAGCACAACCAAGUCAGCCAACAACUUUUAAGUUUAAACCUAACUUCAAGUCUAAUGAUGGGGACUUCACUUUUUCUUCUCCCCCUCAAGUUGCACCACAGCCCCUUAAUGCACCUUUUAAUAGUAAAGAAAGCCUCUUGGAUCUUCUAACAUCUGACAAACCUUUACAGGAUGAUAGAUACGUUGAUCAAAAGCCAGUUAGCGAUCCCACAAACAGUUCAAGAAAUAUCUUCAAUUUUAGCAAUAAACAUGUUCCAGGCAUCUCUCUCCGAGAAAACACGGGACAAAAUGUACACAAAAAUGUGGGUUUUGAAAAGAGUGAUACAUUUAGUGUUCAAGAACCAAGUAAGCCUGUAUUUAUGGCUUCAAAUUCAGAUUUGGCCAAUAGAAGUCAUGAAACAGAAGGAGGAAGCACCCAUGGUGGAGAUGAGGAUGAUGAUGGUCCUCAUUUUGAUCCUGUGGUGCCACUUCCUGAUAAGAUUGAAGUAAAGACAGGUGAGGAAGAUGAAGAAGAAUUCUUCUGCAACAGAGCCAAGCUCUUUCGUUUUGAUGCAGAAUCUAAAGAAUGGAAAGAAAGGGGUAUUGGAAAUGUGAAAAUACUGAAACAUAAAGUAUCUGGCAAAUUUCGUCUCUUAAUGAGACGGGACCAAGUGCUGAAAAUCUGUGCAAAUCACUACAUAAAUACUGAUAUGAAAUUAACUCCAAAUGCUGCAUCAGACAAGUCAUUUGUAUGGCAUGCUUUAGACUACGCAGAUGAAUUGCCAAAACCAGAACAGCUUGCAAUUAGAUUUAAAACACCUGAAGAAGCAAUGCUUUUCAAAAAAAAGUUUGAAGAAGCACAGAAUAUUUUAAAAUCCUUGGGAUCAAAUGCUGAUACAUCUGUGGCUCAGAGCAGUGGGACUGCAAAAGAAACAGCAAAUCAAGACACCAAAGAGCCCAACAGAACCACUUCUGGGACCAUGAACUUGGGCUUUCAGUUUCUAAAAGAUGGAACAAGUAGUGAACCUGACAGCAAAGGCACCCUUACAGCUACGUCCACUGCAUCUAGCACUACCAUUUCAUUUGGGAAGGAUGCUCAGAAAGCCUGUUCUGGUGGGUUUGGGCAGCAUCUCCUGAAGAAGGACCAAUGGGAGUGUAAAGUAUGUUUAGUUCCAAAUGAAGCAACUGCAAAGAAUUGUGUAUCAUGUCAAAGUCCAAAUCCAGGUAUGUGGCAAACACAUGGCACCCCUAUGACUGGCUAUGCAAGUUUGAAACCAAGUGGUAACACAAUGCAGGACAAGUUUGGCUCUCCUUUUGCUAAAAAGGAAGGUCAGUGGGACUGCUCUGUAUGCCAAACCCAAAAUGAAGCGGAAGAUAUGAACUGCUGUUCCUGUCAGAGUCCAAAACCUCAAAAUCAACCAAAUACAUCCACACCUUCUGUUCAGGCACCUGCUGCUCUGGGGCUUGGUUCCAUUGCUGAUACAAGUAAGCCACAGAAAAAUGGGUUUGAAGGGCUUUUUGCUAAAAAGGAAGGUCAGUGGGAUUGUAGUACUUGUCUUGUGAGGAAUGAGGGUUCUUCGCUAACCUGCAUAGCCUGCGAAACGCCAAAUCCAUCUGCUAAGCCAGCUGGUGAUACUUUGCCAACUCCUGCUUUUGGCUUGAAAAGUAAAUUGCCUGAACUUGAUGGAGGACAGCUGGGAACAGGCUUUAAGUUUGGUCUUGAGCAAGGCAAGACACCACCGUUUACAUUUCAGAUUUCUUCUGAUACUGAAGCAAAGUCUGCAAAGGAAGGAUUUAGCUUUUCAAUGCAAAUGCCUGCAGGUGGAUUUAAAUUUGGGAUACAGGAGUCUACUAAAAAUACCACUAAGAAAGAUGAGCCAUCCAAAGAUCAUACAACUGCUUUCUUAAAAGGUGUUGAUGAAAAAGACAGAAAGGAAUUGCCUUCAGACAGUGGAACUGGAUUCCAAUUUCAGGAAACAGCAGACAAGGGGAAAAUCGACUUUGUUUUUGGGCAAAAUAGCAGCACUUCUACUUUUGCCGAGCUUGCAAAAAGUACUCCUAGGGAAGGCUUUCAAUUUGGCAAAAAGGACCCUAACUUCAAAGGCUUUUCAGGUGCAGGUGAAAAGUUGUUUUCUUCACAAAAUUCUAAAACAGAUCAGAAAGCAAACACAUCUGCUGACCUUGGUGAGAAGGACGAUGAUGUGUACAAGACGGAGGACAGCGAUGAUAUCCAUUUUGAACCCAUAGUUCAGAUGCCUGAAAAAGUAGAGCCAUUUACAGGAGAGGAAGAUGAGAAAGUGUUAUACUCCCAGAGAGUAAAGCUGUUCAGGUUUGAUCCAGAAACAAGCCAGUGGAAGGAACGUGGGGUGGGCAUUCUGAAGAUCCUUAAAAACGAAGUUAAUGGCAAAGUAAGAAUAUUGAUGCGGCGUGAGCAAGUACUGAAGGUGUGCGCGAAUCACUGGAUAACAACAACAAUGAACUUGAAACAGCUGUCUGGCUCAGACAAAGCAUGGAUGUGGAUGGCCAAUGACUUUUCUGAUGGUGAUGCAAAGUUGGAACAUCUAGCAGCAAAAUUCAAGACACCAGAGCAAGCUGAGGAGUUCAAACAAAAGUUUGAAGAAUGUCAGAGGCUACUGCUAGAUAUACCACUGCAGACACCCCAUAAACUUGUUGAUACAGGUAGGACAGCUCAACUUAUACAGAGAGCAGAAGAAAUGAAGUGUGGCUUAAAAGAUCUCAAAACUUUUCUGACAGAUGACAAAACGAAACUGUCAGAAGAGGAAAGUGUAAACCCUGUUUGUACCAGCAGUACUUCUGAUUUGGUCAUAAAGCCACAUGCUGAAAGUACAGGCCCUACUCUGGAGUGGGAUAACUAUGACUUGCGUGAAGAAGCAUUAGAUGAUAGUGUAAGUAGUUCUGUAUAUGCAUCACCUCUUGCAAGUAGCCCUGUAAGGAAAAAUCUGUUUAGAUUUGGAGAGUCUACCACUGGUUUUAGUUUCAGCUUUAAAUCUGCUUUGAGCCCAUCCAAAUCUCCUGCCAAACAGAAUCAGAGUAGAACAUCAGUAGGCACAGAUGAAGAUUCUGAUGUUACUCAAGAAGAGGAAAGAGAUGGACAGUACUUUGAACCUGUGGUACCUCUGCCUGAUCUUGUGGAAGUGACCAGUGGUGAGGAAAAUGAGCAAGUUGUCUUCAGCCAUAGAGCCAAACUAUACAGAUAUGACAAAGAUGCAAAUCAAUGGAAAGAGAGAGGGAUUGGGGAUAUCAAGAUAUUGCAGAACUAUGACAACAAACAAGUUCGUAUAGUAAUGAGAAGGGACCAGGUACUAAAACUCUGUGCCAAUCACAGGAUAACACCAGAUAUGAAUAUACAACAGAUGAAAGGAUCUGACAGAGCCUGGGUAUGGACUGCAUGUGACUUUGCAGAUGGGGAAAGAAAAGUAGAACUUCUGGCUGUGCGGUUCAAGCUGCAAGAUGUUGCAGACUCAUUUAAGCAAAUUUUUGAUGAAGCAAAGCAUGCCCAAGAGAGAGAGACACUGAUAACACCUCUUUCUUCUCGUGCCAAUACACCAAAGGAAUCUCCAUGUGGUAAAAAUGCUGUAGCUGUGCUAGAAGAAACAACCAGAGAAAGAACUGAUGUCAGCCAUGGUGAUGACAGUUCUGAUGCAACUGUAGAGGCUGCAGAGGUGUCAAAUACUUCUGAAACACCAACAAAAACAGUGGUUUCUCCUCCAAAGUUUGUAUUUGGAUCUGAAUCUGUCAAGAGCAUUUUCAGUAAUGAAAAGUCAAAGACUUUCACAUUUGGAAAUACUUCAGCCACUGGUUCUCUCUUUGGCUUCAGUUUUAAUCCCCCGAGAAAGAGUGAAGGCCAUAUUCCAGCAUCUCAGAACACAGCACAGAAAGAGCCAGAAGUCUCUGGACCACCAAAAAUCUCCAGUGCUGCUCAGAAGCCUGUAGACAACAAGGCAGACAACUUGCCAGCUUCAUCACAAGAUGGACCGUCUAACUUCUCAUUUAGAAUUCUGGAAAAAGGUUUCAGGAUGUGAGCCAGCAGCUCUGUGGCACUUAAUUGCCAGCUGGACUUAAACCACACCAGUGCUUUACAAGUUUGAGUCGUGUCAGUUGCAGGCUACUGGACCUGUUACAUGCUUUAGGGUUUUUAAACUGGUGCUUUCCUCUUAUAUUCAGAAGAUAUUCGUUGAUCAGUACAGGAGGGGCAGUAUCAGUAUUGUGACUAGCUAGAGAGAUUUAAUGUCAGUUUAAACAAAAGUGAAAAUACAGUACAGCAUUGAAAAGAGCUGUUGUGCAUGAUAUUGUCCUGAAUUUUGUUUCUUCCAUAUUCUAUUCUGGGUGAAAAAUCUACACAAUUGUUAGUAAGUUCUGUUAUCCCAAAACCAGGUCUUUUUAGAAUACAGUGUAUCUAUCUGUGUUUUGUUUCAUGGCUGCCUGUGAAGAUAAAUAUUUAAGGUGUUUGCUACAGUGAUCUUUGUUGUUGAAGCCUUUUAUCAUUUUGAGUAGAUGUUUGGAACACUAGAAUAUUAUUCCAGUGUUUGAUAGAUCAGGUUCACUGAGAAUUUACCUAUUGACUAAUCUGAAGUGAACUUAAAUGUAUUUCUCUUACUCAGCUAUUUUGCCCAAAGGGUACUGAAAGAGACUCUAUGAUAACUCUUUUUAAAUGCUGUCAAACCUGAUGAGCAAUGAGUGUGUAAAACACUGGAACAGUGUAUUUGUUGCUAUGGCUUCUAGCUAGAUUUCUGCUGCUCAAAUUAAAGAAAGCACAUACUUUUACCAUCUACCUGACUCGAAAGAAGUGUUUUGUUAUAUUCAAAGAUACAUUUUUGAAAAUUUUCUGAUUCUAAGGAAAGCUGCUUCUUGUUGUAGGACUAAAUGUUCCACACUUAAACCUCAGGUGAACUUGAUGCAAACUUAGUCCAAUUAAGACACUUGCUUAACUAACUGGAUAGAAUUAAACACAUGGUAAUAUCUGCAUAUCUUCAUAACACAGUACCAGAUGUACUUCUAAUCCUUAAAUGAGCUAGGGUGGCUGAGUUUUUUUUGGACAAGAUUCUGAGAAGGUGUAUUAAAACAUGUAUGUCUUGCAGUUAUGAUAUAAACUUGGAAAUUUGCUAUUCAGGAGUUUUAUCCUACACGUACUUUCUGCAGGCUCAGAGAACUUGCUGAGAUCUAAAAAUCUGAGCAAAAAGAAUUAGUCUAGGAGAGUGUGCUGGUGAUGGGUUUGAGUUUGUAGCUCUGGUGUAUAAAUGCCUGAAAUUACCAACUUGUAAACAAAGGUGAGGCAAAGACGGAAGAGGUAAUACUUCUAAAAAAUACAUAAGUUUGAAUCAGUACUUUGGGAUUUUGCUGUUACUUUAUGCUGUUCUUAAUCUACUGGAUGAUUAAGUAAAAAGUAAUGAAAACUGCUUUUAAUAAGCAGACUUAUUUUAGUGCGUUAGUUGUCUCAGAGGAUCAAAGGACAUCUGUAAACAUGUCUCCUAUGUCCUUUUCUCCUUUUGCAAUGAUAAGUUAAAUUGUAUGAUCAGAAAAAUCAAUGUUUUUCAGGAACUGGGUGCUGCUUUUCUGCUGCGUACUGGGUACUGGUUCUAGCUGGAUAUUUAGGUUUCCUCUGAUUACACUGUGCCACAGACUUAGAAUACUUUAUUUUAAUGAAAAUCACAGCAAGAUGUUGAGGCCACCCUUCAGAUACUGACUAAAUUAAAUCUGGAGAACAGAUUAUUAUCUGUUUGCUGUUAGCAAAUAGACUGAGGUACUAAAGCAAUCAUUUUGUUCUUAGAAACAGCUGUUGUGGCUGUUGAUGUGCUUUUGGAGUAAUUCUUAAAAAUAAUUUACAGAUUUUUUUCUUAGCCCUUUAUCCCCAAAUUCCCCUUCUCAAAAUAACACAACCUAAACAAGUGGAACCCCAACCAAACCAUACCUGAGGUUUAAAUCACUAUAGCCUCUCUCUUUGCUUCCAUUCUCUCAUAAUAAACUGAAAUGUUUGUUUCCAAAGCUGUCUUGCAGCCAUAUAUUUUGUCUGCAGUUUGCUCUAGGCUUUACUUUCACUUUUAACCUUUGCAUUGAUCAUGCAUUGUUCUCAAUACUGGUGGAAAGAUUAAGUUAAUGUUGAAGGCAAGAAGACAAAAAGCUAACUGAUGGUGAUAUUUCUGUGCUGAAAAAGCUAGUUAAAUAGGCUGACAGCAAUGGUUUUGGUUGUUUGAUAGUGGAACUAAGAAUUACCUUACUUUUGUAACACUCAAAGUUUCAGCAACAGCUAUUAUGGUAAAUUUAUUGUCAGCUAAUAAAAAGCUCAGCUGUCCCAUAAGUAAUCUGAAAUGAGUUCUGUUCAGUUACUUGGACAGAUUGUUGUUCAUAACUUCACUUUUUCCAGGCCUGAAGUUUGCUUAUUUACCUCUAUUUGUCACCUCUGUAGCUGUCUCUUAUUUGACAUGAGGACUUAAUUAAACAAUCCUUUUAAUAAUAUAAAGAUGCAGCUAUGUUUUGUUUUAAUGCUUGAAUUCCAAAAGCAAUAGAACAGUUUUGCUGUUCUGUCCUUGAAUCUUGUAAGUUUGAUUUUUCUUUCCUGUCUAUCAGCAGAAAAAAUGUAGGCCCUUAGAAUUAAUUCAGUUCUGUAGUAAUGUGGGGUUAAUGUUAUUUCCUGUUCUGAAAUG
Messenger RNA from Passer domesticus (house sparrow), 9884 nucleotides. RefSeq names its product RANBP2 like and GRIP domain containing 4 (gene RGPD4). Gene Ontology annotation, molecular function: peptidyl-prolyl cis-trans isomerase activity; GTPase activator activity; protein binding. The record is from RefSeq and is a predicted model, not a curated record. Gene Ontology annotation, cellular component: nuclear pore; cytoplasm. The transcript has 21 exons. Bases 180 to 7265 code for a protein of 2361 amino acids. Gene Ontology annotation, biological process: protein peptidyl-prolyl isomerization; protein folding; NLS-bearing protein import into nucleus. NCBI's taxonomy places the organism in Eukaryota, Metazoa, Chordata, Aves, Passeriformes, Passeridae.